UCGAACCCGUGGCCGCUCGAGUGAAAAAACAAAAACGCCCGAAAAAUUUCUCGCUCCCUUUAGUUUUUCGUAAACAGUUCGCUCAAGUUCAGAAUUCUUAACGAUAAUUUGCCGAAGAGCCGGUUAGAUCGUUGUUCUAAGAGUGUGCGUCUUUCUGGAAGUGCCGUUUGGUGGGAUCAGGGCUGAAGACGAUGGGUCAAUAAGCAGAGGAGGUAAACAGAACACCCUAUAAUAGGCAAGCUGCAUUCUGCCAUACCUCGAAAGUUCGAAUGACUUAAAUCAAGAUAAAUUGAUUCUACGCGAUAUCACAGCCAACCAAAGCUCCUUUCCAAAAAGACAGAAAGCGGACAUUCAGGGCACAUCAGAUCUUGCCCUUUGCAAAAUGUGUCAUAGCUUCAAGAAGCUUCAAAAAUCGGCACAGGAUAAUGCAACUGGUAAUUGAAAGGAUGCGUUGAGAGCUACUGAUUCUCUCGCAGUAGAGGGCGUCGCGUCGCGUCGCCAUGGCAACGGCUGGUCAGACCUCCAAAGCCUCCGACGUCACGGAGGCGAAUGAGGAGAUCGCCAAAAUCCAGGAACUCACUUCUUUGACUCUCAGCAUCCAAAAACUGAAAGAAUCUUUGAAGAUCUUAACGCGCAUCUGUUCCAGGGUAACAAAUAAAGAUGACUUGAAAAACGAUAUCAACGUACACGAGGCCUUGGCAGAUGUGUUGGAUGUUUUAAAACACAUGCUGAUGGUUUACCCAGUGCUUCAAUCGACAGAGAUAUUGCUGAAAGCUCAAAAUCUGGUUAAUUUAGCUCAAGGAUGUACGGUUUCUGGAAAGAGAAAAGACAUCCAAGAGUCUAUUGACGAACUAGCCAUUGCAUUUAGUAUACGGGUUUCAGAAUACGUUUUGGGCACUAGCGGCGAGAUAGACUUCGAAUUCACUCCAAGUAUUAAUGUAAAGAAAACCGACAGACAAGUUUCGAACACCUCCUCGACCAGUGAUGCUUUGACAACGUUCGGGGUUCCUUUAGAGCAGCAUUUGAAGGCUACUGGCGCUACGAUUCCUCAUAUUGUGACAAAAUGUAUACAAGAGAUAGAUGAACGAGGCAUUCUUAUUAAGGGUAUAUACAGAGUCUCAGGGGUGAAGUCAAAAGUGGAAAAACUAUGUCAAGAAUUCGAAACUUACGGGUGCUCGGUUAAUCUCAGCGAUGUACAUCCGAAUGUGAUAGCGAACGUUCUCAAAUUAUACUUGCGGCAGCUUCCUCAGCCUCUCUUUACAUUUCAACUCUAUCCUGAACUUAUCAAGCUGGCGAAAAACUGGCCUUGUACUCCAACCAAAGAUCAAACCAAACAUUGUAUAGAAGAAUUGCGAUCUCUGCUCAACAAGUUACCGAAGUGCCAUUAUGCGACAGUGAGGUUCAUCAUGCAACAUUUGAAACGGGUAGCAGACCAGAAUGAAGUCAACAAUAUGUCUCCUGGAAACUUGGGGAUAGUGUUCGGCCCAACGGUCCUUCGACUCAAAGAUACAAGAUCGUGUUUAAACUCUCUUCUAGACACAGUCCAUCAGUCGAGAAUUGUGGAGCUUGUCAUCACACACGCCUCAGUCUUAUUCACGAACUUGCGGAAAGCCAGUAAUUCAUAGGAUUGAAACUAAAUUAAAGCUAAACUAAAAGGACGAAUCAAGUGUCUUUUAUGAUGUAAAUACUGUAAAAAUGAGGGAAAUAAUUUAGUCUUUCUAAAGUUUAGCUGAAAUGAGUUUUAAUAAAAAAAAAAAAAUAAAACAAAUCGUACAGUUUUUCCAUCAAAGACACAACAUAUAUAACGUCAAAAGUGGCUUUAUCAGGACCCCCAUUCUGUAUCUUGAAUAAUUAACCACCCCAGAAAAAAGAGGUUUGGACGUUUAUUGAUGAUCUCAAAAUUAACCGAGUAGGUGAAGUGCGUACGAUUGUGCAAUUUUUUGUUUCGUUCUCAGUUCACCCAAGUUUGAUGUUAUCAGACCUUGAAAAAAUCAUGUGAGGUUUUAAAACCUUAAUUUCAUUCCUCUCUGCUAGGUCAAAUGCAGUUGUGUUGGUAAAAUAUGAUGGUAGGGAAUGUUGAUAAAGUAUCAAGAGGUUAAAAACUAGAAAAAUUUGGUUUUAUUUAAUUAACAUUUAACAAAUGAAACAUUUACAAAAAUGCAUAGAGGAAGUCGAAAUACAUUACUGCAAAUCAGGUAAAAAUAUAAAUUCAAAAGUGCUGAUAUAAUUGGAAAAAGAUACGAUCUGAACUUCAUUUUUAUUCUGAUGAACCAGGAAAAAAACUAAUAAAAACUAAAGACUUUCUUAAA
Bemisia tabaci is the source of this 2309-nucleotide messenger RNA. Its product is annotated as rho GTPase-activating protein 29. Gene Ontology annotation, molecular function: GTPase activator activity. The record is from RefSeq and is a predicted model, not a curated record. Gene Ontology annotation, biological process: activation of GTPase activity; signal transduction. Lineage: Eukaryota; Metazoa; Arthropoda; Insecta; Hemiptera; Aleyrodidae.